GAAAAAACAUUUAUAUAAAGAUAUUUUCUAAAUUAUUUCUAAGAUAUGAGUGUUUUAAAAAAUUUAACAUGGGAUGUUUAGAACACGGGAUUAUGCUUAUGAGAGAGUGGCUCGGGAAUGGACUUCGAGAUGGGUCGAAUGGGCUCCGAAAAUAGUUUUUUUUUUAACUCAAGCCUAGUCCGGAUGACCUGUCAUCUUGAUUGGUUCACAAUAUUUUGUCCAUGUGGCAGAGCUUAGAAAGAAGGGAUUUAGUCCCUUUUAUAUAGUAGGAUUACAUGCUUCAGUUAUUUAUUUGGUGUAUAUCUUGUACUUCAGAUAUUUAUUUGGUCAAACAAUUAUUAUGUGGUCAACAGUUUUUUGUAAACAGUUUACAAGAAAUCUUGGUAUAUUUUUUUGUUCUUACUAUAUUUUCUUGUUCUAAUAUUACUUUUAUCAAAUUAGUAUAUAUUCAGGAAAUGUGUUACCUGUUUACAAGAAAAUCUUGACCACAAAAUAAAUUAUUGACCAAAUAGAUAGUUUAUAGAUGAAUUUGACUGAACGGUAUUCCUUCCGUCUUAUAAAUUAAAGAGUGUCGUUUUAACAUUAUAAUUUUGUUUUACAAAAGUGUUACUUUACAUUUUUAAUGCAAAUUUGUAGACAAUAUUUCAAUUUCAGCCUUAUUACUAGUAAUGCAUUAAUUGAAAAGAUCAUGUUUUUAAUGCAUUAAUGUUGGAAAAUGAUUUUUAAUAGUUUUCUUACAUUUCCUUUAAUCUCUUUAGAUAUGUAGAGAGAAAGUGCAUUAACUAAGUAAUAAAUAUUUAGUUUCGUGUUUCAAGUAUAAUCUAUCUAUCUAUAUCUAUAUAUAUAAAGGGGAGUUUUCUCUCACCUCCUACUGCCACAUCAUCUCUAUGCAUAGGGCAUUUUGUGCCACCUGUCCACUUCUUAAAAAAAACUAUCGGCAAGUUUAUUGUUUUCACUGUGUUUUGUGUAUUGGGCCAAGUGCAUUGAAUCAUGUUUAAUUCAUAAGACCCAAUAGUGCUGGUCCACCUCCGUAUCUCCUCGGAUCUCGACGCCUCCGGCAGCGGCUACCGUUUGUAUUCUUCUGACGUAUUAGAUCAACCAUUUACGUUUCAGUGGGCUUUAAAUACAUAUGCUAUAAAACAAAAGAUUUCUAUUGAUGAAUUUAAGAAACAUGCAUGUAACCAGACGGUUGUUACAUGUCUUCUAUGUUUCUUGAGGCGCUUGAUGUGAAAAGAGGGUGAGCUCAUGGUCGCGGACAUGAUGCUUCUUGAUGAAAAGGUAUGUAUCUAUGUGAUAAGCUUCUACAGUCGUUAACCCCAAAUUUGCGGAAGGUUCCCUGCGUUCCAAGAAGUAGAUUGUCAAUAUUUUUGAUUUGUGUUCUUUUCCUUGAGUCCCUUGAUAAUGUGUUUUACAUUGAUUUGGUAGCCAUAUAAACAAUUACCGUACUUUAACUUUCAGGUUCUUCCAUAUUUUUUUUCCUUAAGUUUCUAAUGUAUAAUUAUGUUGGUUUGAACAGCCCUACUGCAAUUCGUGUGCUUAAAGCAGCACUCAAUGAUCAACAUGUCAGAAUUCAAGUAUGUCUCAGAUGCUUAGUUGUAGUGACAAACUCAUUAUAAAAGGAUUUAUAAACUUUUUUUCUAGGAUGCCGUGAAUGAGAGACACUCUUAUUCUAUGGAGCCGAAGAAGCUACUAAAGAAAGAAAGUCUUACUGCUUGAAAACUCUGUUGAAUUUCCCAGUAAACUCUUGACUGGAAAGGUACUUAUAACUUUCCCUGCUGAUAUAUAGUUUCAUUUAUCUGCCUCCAAUGAUCGUUAUUGGUUGAGUUCUGCAGAACAUGGCCUCCAAAAAUCAAUCAAAACUGUAUGAGCCCAUAGAAGAGAUUGAUAUAAUGUUGAACCAGACAUCAUCCUCACCGGAGCUCCAUUUUUCUUUCAUAUCUCAAAGUCACCGAUUGUUUUUUUUUUUGGCAGGUGAACCUAAGGAAUCUGAAGUCACAUUCCUAGCUUUAACAUUCAGUUAUAAAGUUAAUCACAACACUGAGUUGCUACCUUUGGUACAUUCCCCAAGUCCUACCAAACAGAUGUAUGUAUUUUCUUAAGAAAUAUUUUUUCAAAUCUUUGGAAGUGUUAUUAUAUUAUUUUCUUGACAAUCUAAUACAUUAAUCUUAUUAGUAUUUACAAAGAAAAUGUUACAUUAUGUUUUAUUAAUGCAUAAAACAUGGAUAUAAAAAACAUAAAUAUGUCCAAAGCUUAACCUGAGACGUAUACAUGCCCCUCUGAAGCUCACUUGAAAGAGUUUUUCAUGUUAUCUCUUACGUUUUAUAUUUAUUGCUUUUAUUUUUAACUUAUUCAUUUAAAAUUCAUUAAUAAAUGUAUAGAUAAAAGUUAAACUAUCGUAAGAUUAUUACUGUCUGUUUGAGAGGGUGGUUUAUACUUGCAAGGUUUGGGUAAUUAUAAUUGCAUAAUUUUCAAUAACAUAUAAGAAAAAUUCAUAAAAUAGAAGUUAAGAGUGUCAAUUAGCGAUAUUGUUUUUAACAUUUCAUCAACGUAACUCACCAAAAAUUUUAAACAUUAACUCUGCCAGUUUUUGUUUUCAUUAAUAAUCAUUAAACCCAAGAUAAUAGAAACUGACAAAUUGUCAGUGACAAUACAUUGAGGAAACCAGCGAAAAAUUAAAACAUAAUUGGAAAACGAAGGGUGUCCAACUCGGGAAACAAACCGGACAUAGCGAUAAAUUAUAGGGAUGUGUUAAAAACUGGGAAGUCAAGCUACGAAAAAACAAAUCAGAAAUUUAUGAGUACAAAUCAGAAAUUAAGAACGAGAUGUGAGACUGAUUGUUCUGUACGAGCAAUAAUAGCUCUAACAAAUGAUAGAAAAAGUGGCAGAAGAAUAUGGUAAUGAUACUUUUACUUUAAGAUAUGCAAACAUAUAUAUAUUUUAAUGAAUAAUGAUGCUUUCACUUUUAGAGAUAGAAAAGGAAAACACAUAGUAUAAAAGAGAGCGUAAGCAACGCAGCUUGCAUAAUUGGAGAGGAAGGAUGCUACAAGAAUAAGUGGAGCUAAGGGAAGGCUGUUACUACUACCCACUUAUGUGCUCCAAUGUUCCAAGUUUGGUUUAGAUCCAGUAAGGUCCACUAUUGUGUCUACUAUGUUUUUCUUUCAUGUAAUUUGAAUCAAGAUCAGUUAAUAAAGACAUAGUUUUCAACUUUGAAGAGUGACGGAAAGGUUGAGACAUGAUUUUCAUUACGAGAAGAUGAUCAAAUUUUGAGAACAUAUACCGAUCGAGCUACUCACACUUAACGAAAGGCUAUUUAUAAAAAGCUAAUAUCAUGUUUUUCUUAACAUACUUUCUGGCAUACUCAUUGCACUUGCACAUCACUAAUCCUAUAUCAUAUUACAUUUUAUAUUCCUAUAUCAUAUUACAUUUUCCUCAAUAGAAGAAGAACAUCCUUAAAUAUUUGGGCCAGUAAGUUUUAUGGUCUCUUUGUAACAUUCUUACAUUUAAGCCGGUAGAUAUGGUUGUCAAAUGAAUAGAAAGAUUAAUAAUGCCAAAAAACAGUUGACUAACUACUGGUCACUCUAAAAUAAAUGUAAGUCUAUCAUCAUUAAAUUGAACCAAACAAUAGUAACUGAGUUUCCUUACUUUUUCGUUCGGAGAACAAUAGCAUUUUUUGUCGUUUUGGUAUUAAAGAUCAGACGAGGCACUCAAUCACCUACGCAAUUCUGCAAAUGCAAAUUAUCUUUGUGGUUUAUUACUUUUGUGCACAUGAAAAAUCAAGAAGAAAAAAAAGUUCCUAGAUACCCUAGACUGGAAACGCACACUACCUACAUCCGAUCGUUGCUGGAGAAAAAUUAAAAAAAAACACUCAGUCUCUUCCUAUUCAGCUGGAGGGCGUAUAUCUAAAAAAUAUGGCUAGACUCGAACCCCCAAAAAGUUGCGACCUCCAAAACAUAAAUCAUCUAUGCAAGAAUUGUUACUACUUCAUAAGAGUUGAGAAAUUUGUCGAUUACAUUGUUCAUAAAUAAAAAAAAUGUCAUUGGUUACUUUGAUUUUUAAAGACAAAGCUGAUUUUACAUUUUUUCUAUCAUGAAUAUUUAAAAAUCUUUAAUUUAUUGUUUGCUUUACUUUUGAAAUUAAUUAUUACUCCGUCAUGUACCUCCUGCCAUCAACUUUCCGUUUAGGAUAAACCCAUAAAAUUCAAAAAAUAAAUAAAAUUCUUUAUACAUACGUAAACCAAAAAAAUACAUUUCCCCCAUAAGUUAAUUUUUGUUUUUGCAUUUUCACUAACAUGUACUCAUAAAAUCCAUUAUUAGUCACGACUCUCAAUUCUUAAUUAGCAAGAACUACUAAUUCUAACUCGACUGGAUAACAACUAACAGAUGAAAAAUGAAACUAAUUGAAUUCAAAAGAGAAAAUAACGUCGAAACCCGGCGCGUAGCGCCGGAAUACCCCUAGUUAAUAAUAAUAUAUACUCCAUCCAUUUCAAAAGUAUACAUAUUCUAGAAAAAAAAACUGUUUCAAAAAUAUGUAUUUUUUAUAUUUCCAAUGCAUUUUUGUUAAUUAAUAAUAAAAAAUUGUAAACUUCAAAAACAUUAAUUUCAUUUCUUAAAGUUUUUUUGGUUUAGAAAUAUAGGAAAUAUAAAAUUAUAAAAAACUAUGCAUUAAUAACUAUGUUCUACUCCCUCCGUUCCUAAAUGAUCCAUGUUUUAGAAAAAUAUUUUGUUUCUAAAAGAUCCAUAUUUUAUAUUUUCAAUGUAUGUAAUAAUGGCAAACUGUAAACUUCAAAAACAUUAAUUGUGUUUACUGAAUUUUGAUUGGUUAAAAAUUAUAGGAAAUGGCUAAACACAGAAAAUCAUACAUUUAUUAUCAAAAUUUUAAGUGUUUUCUUAAUAAGUGUGAAAAUUCUAAAACAUAGAUUAUUUAGGAACAGAGGGAGUAUUAUGUUUUAUUAAUAAGUGUGAAAAUCUUAAAACCUGUAGUAUUUUGAAGCAGAGGGAGUAUACUACUCAUCUUCCACAAAGAUAAAUAUUUUUGGAAAAUACUUGUUUCACAAAGAUAGUUUUUUUUGUUUUCUAUAAUUUUUAUUAUUUAAUGAUAAAAAUGUUAUUUAAAAAAUGAACUUAUUAAAACACUAUCAGUUUAACUUUAUUUAAAACUAAUAAUCAUAGAAAAAUGUAUUAUUUAUACAAAAUUAAUGUGUUCUUAAUAUGUGUGAUCAAGUAAAAAAAUAUAUUUUUGUGAAACAAAUGAAAUAACAAUUAUGGCAAGAAGUUAUAUUGUAAAAAAAAAAAAGACUUAAGGCAUGGAAGACAGAUGUGGCCAGAGGUCGUGAAGUUCCAAGUAAAGGCAAAAACUUCGACGGUUACAAGAAAAAUACUUGUCCGAACACACAAAUUCUAUAAAUAUUAAAGACAUGUGACCACCUGCAUUUCUUCAUCAGCAUUAUCAAACUCUUAAUACACCAAUAACAUUAGAAAAUGGAGACAUUACUUACAUCAUUGGCUAUGGUUGUUGUAUUGUGGUGGAUAUGGAAAAUUGUGGAGUGGGUUUGGGUUAAGCCUAAGAUGCUAGAGAGUUACCUGAGAAAACAAGGUCUUGUCGGCACUCGUUACACGCCUCUUGUCGGAGAUGUGAGAAGAACUUUUAGCAUGUUGAAGGAAGCAAGAUCGAGACCAAUGAAACCAACGGAUGAUCUCAUUUCACUUGUCAUGCCUUACUCCUUUCAAAUGCUCAAUACUUACGGAAAUACCUUUUUCACAUGGUUAGGACCCGUACCAUCCAUCACAAUAAUGAAUCCACAACUGAUCAAAGAAGUGUAUAACAAAGUUUAUGAUUUCCCCAAGACUCACACGUUUCCUUUGCUUGCGUUGAUAACUGAUGGACUCGCUAAUGCUGAUGGAGAUAAAUGGGCUAAACACCGGAGGAUCAUCAACCCGGCAUUCCACUUUGAGAAGAUCAAGAAUAUGGUCCCUACGUUUCAUCAAUGUUGCCGCGAGGUUGUGUGCGAGUGGGAAAAGUUAGUUUCAGAUAAAGGGUCCUCUUGUGAGGUUGAUGUUUGGCCAUGGAUUGUGAAUCUAACCGGGGAUGUGAUUUCUCGUACCGCUUUCGGUAGCAGCUAUAAAGAAGGACAGAGGAUAUUCAUACUACAAGAGGAACUAGCAAAGCUCAUCAUGCAAGCUCUUGGAAAGAAUUACAUCCCUGGAUAUCGGCAUAUCCCAACAAGGAAUGCUACAAGGAUAAAGACAAUAGUUAGAGAAAUCCAAGUUAUACUAAAAGGGAUCAUUAGCAAAAGAGACGAGGCUAGAAAAGCUGGAGAAACCCCAAGUGACGAUUUGUUGGAUCUACUUCUUGUAUCAAAUUCAGGUGAAACUAAAGGAAAUGGACUGACCACCGAAGAAAUUAUUGAAGAUUGCAAGUUGUUUUAUUUUGCGGGACAAGAGACCACUUCAGUGCUUUUGACUUGGACCAUGGUUUUGUUAAGCCAACACCAAGACUGGCAAGCUUGCGUGCGAGAGGAAGUGAUGCAAGUUUUUGGUGAUAGAGACCCCGAUCUUGAAGGCAUUAAGCAACUCAAAGUUCAUUUUGAUGAUUUUGUUGAACGAGUCCUACAGAUGACGAUGCUUCUUUAUGAGGUCCUUAGGCUUUACCCUCCAGUCAUCCAGAUGAACCGAGCGAUCCACAAAGAGAUCAAACUAGGCGAUAUGGCAAUACCAGCCGGUGUUCAAGUCAAUAUACCUGUUCUGCUUAUCCAUCGUGACACUAAGCUUUGGGGCGAUGAUGCAGCAGAGUUCAAGCCCGAGAGGUUCAAAGAUGGGGUCUCAAAGGCAACAAACAACCAGGUUUGCUUCUUGCCUUUUGGAUGGGGACCGAGGAUUUGCAUCGGUCAGAAUUUUGCUCUCUUGGAGGCAAAGAUGGCUCUGGCUUUGAUUGUACAGAGAUUCUCCUUCGAACUUUCUCCUUCUUAUGUGCAUGCACCUUACACAGUCAUCACUAUUCAUCCACAGUUUGGUGCUCAUCUUAUCCUAAACAAGCUAUGAUCUUGUGAUAAUAUUACAUAAACUUGUUAUACACGAGCAAACAAGACAGCGUAGAGAAACUAAUCAAGAUCACAUUCAUAAAACCAUGUUUCUGAAUGCUUCCUUGAUAACGACUCCAUCUUUUUAGUGUAAUACUUAUAAGUUUAAAUAAAUUUAUUAUUCGGGAUGUGUACACCUAUAAAUAGUCACCAAUAACCUUUUUUUUAAACACUUUUUUUUUAAAAACACUUGUGUUGGACAGUCACCGAUAACCAUAUAUUCAUUUUUGUAAAUCGAACUGAAAGUUGUCCUAACUGUAUUUUAUUGAGUUUCAUGGACAUCUAACUUGUCCCAUUAACUAUUGCAAAGUUAAUAUUAUGUAAUCAAAGAAAGUGCAUAUAAAUAUUAUUCUUUUCUGAUUCAUACAAUAUAAAUUUAUAUAGAUUUUGAAGGUUUAUUUUUUAUUAUAUCAUUUUUUUUUCUUUUGCCUGAAUUUCUUUUAUUAUAUAGUUUCUUUUUCAUAAGCAAUUAGUUUUGUUAGUUUAUAUUUUCAAGAUCUAAAUAAUUAAUAAAUUAAAUUGUGUACAUUAUUAUAUUUUCAUAUAUAUCAUAAUGUAAAUUAACAAUAAUACAUGUCAAAAUCUAAUUAAUCGUAAAUAUAUUUCAUUCAAACGAUUGAAACAUAUUUUCUUUAAUAUAAUGGGAUACUUAGAAAAUUAAAUCAGUGGAGAGGUUAUUUGAAGCAGAUGUAAAUCUGUUCAUAUAGUUUACUAGUUCAGUACAUAUAAGGGGCAAUGAGAAGUAAAAAGCAAUGAAUAGUUGACAAAAAAAACGCAAAAUAAUUAACCAAGCGCUUGUAGCUUGGUGGUAAAGGAGAUACAGCUGUACUGUCCGCCACCCGGAUUCGAGUCUUGGCUACAACGGAUUUAACAUCCCUUUCGUUGGGGCGCUGGACUCCUUUCGGGGUGAUAGUUGGGAAUGUGGCUGCCCAGAUACCAGAGUUAUAAAAAAAAAAAAA
Molecule: messenger RNA, 8034 nt
Organism: Brassica rapa (field mustard)
Lineage: Eukaryota; Viridiplantae; Streptophyta; Magnoliopsida; Brassicales; Brassicaceae
Product: cytochrome P450 72A15
Molecular function (GO): heme binding; iron ion binding; oxidoreductase activity, acting on paired donors, with incorporation or reduction of molecular oxygen
Source: RefSeq, a predicted model, not a curated record